GCUCUUUUCUCACCCAUCGAGGCUGGACCCUAACUUCUCCUGUUGUCCCACCCUUUCCUUCUCUCCCAUAGUCGGCCCUUCGUCGCUGUGAAAGUAUACGAUUAUCCUCCAUAGGCGUGGUGAGCCAUCAGAGGAGAGCGUGAUUUACCUAUUCUCUGGUUUGUAAAUACCUUCCACCGAGGCCCCAUUUUAAUACUAUUUUUUUUUUAAAAAAGUUUUUGUUUUGUUUUGGAGCUGACAUAGGUCCUGUUGGGGGUAGUUAUAGGCCAAUGGAGCGAUCCUAAAGAUCCACUAUCUGCCAACCGGUUGUGAAAAUACUCUCUCGGCCUCGAGUCAAUCAUUGCUGGCUGCCGUACUUGGGAUUGGGACUCGGCACAAUUUCAUUCUGAGGAGAGCGCAUGCCAUCAUCGAGAGGCAGGCUCCUCUACUAUUCUUUUGCUGGCGCUUCUCCCUCCCAUCGGUCUUUCUCGAGAACUUGGUUCAAAGCACCACUCAACGGGACAAAAAAGCGAGAGCUGGGCCCCCUGGAUUGAUUUGACGUUUUGACGUUGUUUAACCAACGACCUGUAGCGAACGGAGCCAUUCACUGUUAUUUUUUUUUUUACACUUUUUGCGCGGUGCGCGGAUUUUUGAGAAGGAAAGAAGGAAAAGGAAGCUGAAAUCGGUCGGAUCAUGUCGGUCCCUGUGCCUGAGAGGCCUUUGGGCCAUCACUGCUCUGCGAUUUUUAACGAAACUUUGUACACUUACUCUGCCACGGCGUUUCAAUCGUUGCGCUUGGCAAGGGAUGAAAAAUGGCAGGUGUUGCCUUCGGGCAUUGGCACUUCUGGGGCCCAGUGUGUUCAUGCUCACCGUAAUACCCCCCAAGAAGCUCUGUAUGUUAUUGGGGGUACGACGUCCGACCCGUCGGCUGUGCCGGAGGCUGGCUUUGGCGGGGUGCAACGGUGGUCGUUCAUCGGCAAGAGGUGGGAGACUAUUGCUUUGCCGGUGCCUGUGGCUUUCAACUUGACUAACCAUGGCGCAACCUAUCUGGAGACGAGCCAGCAACUUAUCAUCUUCUCUGGGACGAGAUGGCCGGACACUUCCACACCCUCGGCAAAUACUUACCUGAUCAAGACUUCAGCACCGUUUGAGAUAACCUCCAUCCCGGCCGCGGAUCCGUUACUGGCGCCUUUGGUUCUGCCGUGGGAGAAGGGUGGAGCUUUGGUAGUUGGUGGGGAUCGGGCUAAUACAAACUUGAAGGUGUUUGAAAUCGAUGGAGGGUGGAGGAACCUAGGGGUGAGGUUGGAAAAGGGAUUGCCUACGAGGGGUAGAGCUGCUGUGAGUUUGAUGGAUGGGGAUGAUGGGAGUAGGGUGCUGCUGGUUUUUGAUAUGACGACCGCUCCGACAACUGUCACCUUCACAAAGGUAAAGGAGCCAACUGGCGGUAAGCGCAGGAGGCAGGAAUCAUCGGCUCAGACCCAAACCUCUUCGGCCCCGGCUCCUUCGACAACGUCUCUAACCCAGGAAAAUUGGCCCGCGUACAAUGGGUCACUCGCUCCGGGAUCGACUAGGGAUGGGUUUUCUCUGGCUCAUAACGGGGACAUGGUGGUUAUAAGUGGAGGAGGGGAUGCUGGAGACCCGGUGGUUGUGUUUAACGCAAGAGCAAAUACCUGGGUGAAUACGACAGAAUUAUUUACUGGCCAGUCGUUCAUCACAGGGUCGGGUAGCAUCUCAUCACCAACUGUCACGCCCCUGGACCGCCCUACGUCGGAAGUGUCACCAACCGUAACUCCAACACCUACAAAAUCAACAGUGGUGGCCCCACCGGGCGGCGGUGGUGCUAAGUUAUCCACCAUCCAACUCCUAUUCAUCAUCCUUGGCUCCAUCCUUGGUGCAGUCCUGGUUCUCGCCAUUUCCCUCUUCAUCUUGAAACGACGGAAGAGACAGGAAGCCCACCGUCAAGCCGGCCACGAACGUCGUGCCAGCGGUGCGACACGUUUGUCCUUCCAAGACCGCGGCACCUCGUUCAUGCAGGAGACCGACGGCCCACUCCCUUCACCCCGACGUGGAAUCUUGAACCGUAGUAACUCCAACAGCUGGGCGCACGUGGAAAAGCAGGCCCUCCGUCCCUCAUCAUCAUCCAGCACACAAGCCCUAACCGGGGGUUCAGGACCAACAGUUCAUGCAGUGGGCGGUAUUGGAAUAGUCGGCAGCGGAAAAAUUCCCCCGCAACCGCUCUCCGCCAACAAUAGCACCACAAUGAACCGAAACUUAAGCUCAAGCGGAAAAGACAGAGCACGCGGCUCGGGCUGGAGUGACUGGUUCUCCGGCACAAGCGUUCCAACAAACCUGGUCGCACUCCCGCAAAGAUCAUACUCCACCGCCCGCUCAUCCGCCUACACCGACGCCACAACCGCAACAACAAACUAUUCACCCCCGCAUGGUCUACACACAAACCCAUACCUGCACAAUUCAGGAAGCGGUGUCGUAGCCGGUGGUCUUGGCGUCCCAGGAGCAUCCCUUUCCCCACCCCGCUCGCAAUAUAACCUACAGCGCUCCCCGUCUAAAGGUCUUGUCCUACAGGACCCGGGCGUGGGCGUCGGUUUUGCCCGCCGCGAGGAUCAACGAUCACACCCCGACGACGCGAGCGUUUACUCGACGGCUAGUAGCCUUUCGAGUAGAAUUCCAGAUAGCAUUAAUGACGAGAGGAUGGUGAACUCGGUUUGGACGCCGAUGGGUGGUGGGAGGGAUGAGUGGGGGUACGGUGGUGGGGAAAGUCUACAGCAGCAGCAGCGGGCUGUUACUAGCAGUGUUUAUCCGGAGAGUUUGAUGGUGAGCGACGAAUCUGGGGGGAGUGCGGGGCCGGAUUUGGGAACCGGCAGGAGUGUGGAUAAUCUUAGUUGGUUGAAUUUAAGGCAGAGUUGAGAACUUUUUUCAACUAUUGAAAAGGGAGGAAGUGUGGGGUCUUCUGAUUGUAGAUUGUGUCGUAAUUAUGUUUGCGUGUAUGUACCUACGCUUUGUUAUUUAUUUCUUUAUUUCUUUG
Molecule: messenger RNA, 3022 nt
Organism: Tuber aestivum (summer truffle)
Lineage: Eukaryota; Fungi; Ascomycota; Pezizomycetes; Pezizales; Tuberaceae
Source: the annotation of a GenBank genome assembly